AUCGGGUAUAUUAGCCAUAACACCUAUUCACCCCCCCUCAAGGUGUGUAAUUUCACAGUGGCCUUAUCGCUUGCCGGAGGAGGAUGGACGUCCAACCUCAUUGUUUAUCUCAUUCAAGAGUUUCGAAUAAAUAGUAUUGACGCUGCUCAGAUUUCCAAUCUUGUUAAUGGCUCCACCAGUUUUAUUCCGGUCAUUGCUGCCAUCGUAGCGGACUCAUUUCUGGGAUGUUACACUGUCGUGUGGAUUUCCUCUUUGAUCUCUUUCUUGGGAAUCACGCUUCUGUUUCUAACUUCAGCAGUACAUUCAUUAAGGCCUCCGCCAUGUGGAUUCGACGAAUCAAGCUCUUGUCAAAGCCCAACGAAGCUUCAAUUCACAGCACUCUACACAGGUAUAAUACUAGCAUCUCUAGGCAUAGGAGGUCUUCGCUCCACUAUAACGACAAUGGGAGCUGAUCAGUUCUCUAAGCCAAAAGAUCAAGGAGUGUACUUCAAUUGGUACUAUGUUGCCACAUACGUAGUCGCGGUAAUAUCCUCAACAGCCAUGGUCUACAUUGAAGAUAAUAUCAGUUGGAAAUUAGGGUUUGGUUUAAGUGUUGCCGCAAAUUUACUUGGUUUAGUGAUUUUCUUGCUUGGGAGCCGGUUUUACUAUCUUGCCAAGCCGGAACAGAACCCCUAUAAGGGCAUUGCUCGUGUGAUUGUGGCAACUUUCCGUAAAUGGAAAGUCCCCUUAUCAUGCAAAUCUGAGGAUUAUUAUUAUGGCCAUGAUGCAGAGGUGAACACUAAUGAAUUAGCUGCAAUCCCCACCAAGAGCUUCAGGUUCUUGAAUCGCGCAGCGCUUAAAACAGAUGACCAAACCAAUUCCAAAGCAAAUCCAUGGAAGACAUGCACAGUACAACAAGUUGAGCAACUCAAAAACCUGAUCAAAAUAUUCCCCCUGUGGUCUUCCAGCAUUUUCUUAGCCACCCCGAUUGGCAUCCAGAGCAGCUUAGCCAUUCUCCAGUCCCUAACAAUGGACCGUCGAAUCGGACCACAUUUCAACAUUCCAGCAGCUUCAAUCCUCGUGUUCGUACUCAUCUCCACCGCACUCUUUCUAAUUAUAUGGGACAGACUCCUCAUGCCGGCUUGCCAGCGUCUACUCAACCUGUCCUUAACGCCUCUCCAGCGCAUUGGCACGGGUCAUGUUCUUACAGUUAUCAGCAUUGGUAUAUCUGCAUUGGUCGAAAAAAAGAGGCUCAACAUAGCAAAAUCCAACAGGGACUUGAAGGUGGUGCCAAUGUCGGUCUUAUGGCUCGUGCCACAGCUAUCCGUUAUGGGAAUAGGAGAAGCAUUUCAUUUUCCGGGACAAGUGGAUUUGUACUACCAAGAGUUUCCGGUGUCUCUAAAGAGCCUGUCAACUGCAAUGAUUCAUCUGAUCAUCGCAAUUGCCUUUUAUCUGAGCACUGCCUUGAUUGAUCUUGUUAGGAAUGCGACAAACUGGUUACCAAACAACAUAAAUAAUGGGAGAUUAGAUAAUGUGUACUGGGUUCUGGUGGUCACUGGAAUGGUGAAUUCCGGUUAUUACAUGGUUUGUGCGUGCUUGUAUAAGUAUCAAAAGGCUGAGCAGGUUAACGAGAGUGUUCGUCCUGCGUCUGAUGCCGAAAAAUAUUGAGUUCAGAUCUGGUUUGUAGUCAGACCCUUCGAAAGCAAUGGAAUGCAGUUUAAGAUUCUCUAUAAUAGUCUAUUGUGAUUUGUCAAGCUAUAGCACUUCGAAUUUCAGAUUCCAUCUCACAUUUUUUUUUGUUGAAUUUC
Molecule: messenger RNA, 1787 nt
Organism: Daucus carota subsp. sativus
Lineage: Eukaryota; Viridiplantae; Streptophyta; Magnoliopsida; Apiales; Apiaceae
Product: protein NRT1/ PTR FAMILY 2.7
Exons: 3
Biological process (GO): transmembrane transport; oligopeptide transport
Cellular component (GO): plasma membrane
Molecular function (GO): transmembrane transporter activity
Source: RefSeq, a predicted model, not a curated record